UUCCCACUUAUAUAAAUGCCUCUCACUCCCAACCAUCAACUUAUUAUUCACUUUCACCCCUCCAUUUCUCAUUUCUUUACGUUCCUUUAUUUACUUAUUAUGGAGCUUGAGCUUGCUCUUUCACUCUCGACUCACAAUUUCUCCGACCGGUUCGAGCCGAAAAAGAUGGUAGGGUUCGAACCAUGCAGAAAUAAUGAAGAAUGUGUAUUCGACAUGAAGAAGAAGAAGAAGCGUAGGCUUGAAGAGAAGAAUGGUAAUAAUGAUGAGUUUAAUGGAAGUAUUAAUUUGCCUAAUUUGCUUUUAUGGAGUGGUCAACCUAAUGAUCAAGAUGAUGAUGAUGAUCAGCACAAACAAAAGAAAUUUUCUUUCCCUCUCAAGAAUGAGGAAGAAGAUCAAAUAGUGGGGUGGCCGCCCAUUAAAUCAUGGAGAAAGAAACUACUUCACCACCACCGGCAACAAGGUGGUGAUGGCCGUGUUGCCGCCGCUGGAAAUGAAAAUAAUAACAUGAAUAAUGGUACGGCAUGUGGGACAAAUUCCAAGUAUGUGAAGGUGAAAAUGGAAGGAGUAGGAAUUGCUAGAAAAAUUGAUCUAAGGCUUUUUCAAUCUUACCAAACACUUCAAAAUUUCUUGAUUAGAAUGUUUGGUGAUUAUCAAUGCAAGAAUGACUACAGCUCGAACUAUACUAUGACGUACCAAGAUGAAGACGGAGACUGGCUACUCGCCGGAGAUGUUCCUUGGCAGAGUUUCAUUGAAUCAGUGCAAUGUCUGGAGUUGCACAGAAAUAGGGGACUUCGUGGCUUUACUCUCUUGUUUUGUUGCUUUCAUAAUUUAAUACUUAAAAGCCUUAAUUCUCUACUUGGGUUUAUGUCUGACUUUUUAAUGGAGAAAUUAAGCUUCUGUAUCUUUCUGAUUUUGAUGUUUGUUCAGGUUGUUUAUGCACAGCCUGCAACUGAUCCUAAUGAAGUGGCUGCAUUAAAUAAACUGAUAGAUUAUUGGAACUUGAGAAGCAAAUUGAAUAUCAGUACUGAUCCUUGUAUUCAGAAUGCAUCAUGGGCUAAUGAAAAUGCAAAUCCUAGAAUUGCUUGUGACUGCACUGCAACUACAUGCCACAUCACUCACUUGAAGAUAUAUGCUUUGGACAUUGUUGGUGAGAUACCUAGUGAACUGUUUGUGCUUAAGAAGCUAAUGGACUUGAAUCUGGGCCAAAAUGUAUUAAAUGGGGCUAUCCCUGCUGAAAUUGGUCAAUUAUCAAAUAUGGAGUACCUUAGCUUAGGUAUCAACAAUCUGACAGGUCCGCUGCCUCCGGAGCUCGGAAAUCUAACCAAGUUGCUUUCUUUAAGUUUUAGCUCAAACAAUUUCUUCGGACAAUUGCCUACUUCACUCGGGAACUUGACCUCCUUACAGCAAUUGUAUAUUGACAGCAGUGGAGUAAGAGGGCCAAUUCCUCAAGAAUUUGCACUACUGAAAUCUCUUCAGAUCCUAUGGGCAUCGGAUAAUGCCUUCACCGGAAAGCUUCCAGAAUUUUUCGGGACUCUCACAGAACUCAGGGUCCUGAGACUUCAAGGUACGUUGCUUCAAGGUCCGAUACCAAGUAGUUUCAGUGCACUUAACAACUUGGAAGACCUGAGAAUUGGUGAUCUUAGCGGUGAAGAUUCUUCUCUCGAGUUCUUGACAAACCAAACAAAUCUAUCUGUAUUGAUCUUGAGAAACAGUCUAAUUUCUGGACGAAUUCCAGAAAGACUCGGCACAUUUACUAAGUUAAAACAACUGGACUUUAGUUUCAACAAAUUGACAGGACGAGUACCAACCUCUUUCCAGAAUUUGACUUCAUUGCAAUAUCUGUAUCUCGGAAGCAAUACCUUGAGCGGAGAGCUACCUGCAGAUCUCAUCGGUCCACAGCUACUUGCAUUAGAUGUUUCAUUCAAUCCUCUCUCUGGAAACCUGCCACAGAAUUUUGCAAAACUUGGAUUAUCCAUGGUUACUGUUGGAACUUCCAUUAAUGCAAAUGGUCUACAAGAAAGCAAGGUUUCCGGGAUGUUACGGUGCCUUCAAGCUGAUACACAAUGCAGCUAUAAAAUUCCAUCAACUUCAUUUUCUAUCAAGUGUGGAGGCAAAAGCCAAAUAUCUGCAUCUGAUGUUAAAUAUGAUGAUGAUGUGGAAACCCUCGGAGCUGCGUCACUAUACGCAAGCUCUCAGAAUAUGUGGGCUGUAAGCAAUACUGGGAAUUUCAUCUCGAACCCUGCACCGAAGUACAUAGUACAGACACAGUCUCAAAUCACAGGAACUUUAGAGUCUGAACUGUAUCAAACUGCUAGGAUUUCGCCAAGCUCGCUUAGGUACUAUGGUCUGGGAUUAAAGAAUGGGAGAUACAGAAUUGAGCUUCACUUUGCAGAGAUCGCAAUGGAUGAUGAUGACUCCCGGUCCUGGAAAGGCCUCGGCAGGCGCUUAUUCGAUGUUUAUAUUCAGGGGAAGAAAGUGGCUGAAGACUUGAACAUACAAAAAGAAGCCGGAGGAUCGAAAAGAGCAUUGAUUAAAAGCUUUGAAGCAAAUGUGACGAACACAAUCAUGGACAUUCACUUCUUUUGGGCUGGUAAAGGAACUUGCUGCAUACCACAACAAAGCACCUACGGACCUUUAGUCUCAGCAAUUCAUGUUUCUCAAGUUUCUGAUGGUAAAGAAUCUUCCAAGAGCCAGAAGAAAAAAGUGGGAAAAAUAGUGGGAAUAGCAGUAGGAUGUGCAGCUGGGGUAGUGAUCAUCUCAUCUAUAAUAUAUCUAUUGUGGACUAAACAAUCUACAAAAACACAUCCAAAUCCAAAGAAACCUACCUAGCCAAUUUUAAUGCAACAAUUGGCUCCUACAAUACCCAAGAUUCAGUUUUUUAUUUUCAUUUGUGUGUUUUUAUUUAAAUUGUAUAAUAUAAGAGAUGUUAAGGUGAUGGAGAAAACUGAUAUUAUAAUUUUAAUUUUUAACUAAAGCUUUUAAAUUUGUCAA
Messenger RNA from Mercurialis annua (annual mercury), 2991 nucleotides. RefSeq names its product probable LRR receptor-like serine/threonine-protein kinase At1g56140. The transcript has 22 exons. The record is from RefSeq and is a predicted model, not a curated record. Gene Ontology annotation, molecular function: protein binding. Lineage: Eukaryota; Viridiplantae; Streptophyta; Magnoliopsida; Malpighiales; Euphorbiaceae. Bases 16 to 2829 code for a protein of 937 amino acids.